AUGGAUCCCUUCAAGGGAAACCCCUCCGAGUUCAAUAGGAAGCCAGUCCAGGGACGGCCGCCGAGGCAAUCUGUCGACGACACCGAAGACCAGUACGCCUACGAUCUGGCCGCGGCCACCGUAGCUGACGGCUUCCGACCCGCGGAUCUACCAACCGAUGGUUCAUCGUCAUCUUCGACGCCGAAUGAUCCCACCAUCGCCUCACCCAACUCCUCGCAGGCUCGAUUGCUGUCUCUCGAACCAUCUCACCAACAGCCGUCGACUUACGCCGCUUCUAAACCCCCUCCACCCACGCCUGGCCGCCCCUCAAGCGCAAUCAAACCACCACGACCCCACGACUCCCUCACGCUGCGCAACGAUGGUUCAUACACUCUGCAAACAGGCCCGUCACUAUCGUCGUCCGCGGGUAUGCCUCAGAUACCACCUCAGGGCCCUUAUCAAGGUCCCACCAGCGCUUCGCAUCCGUAUCAGAUGUAUCUGCAAAGGACAUUAAGCGACGCCACGGCCUCCACAGACCAACCUGCGAGCCGCAAUUCAUACGACGGUCCUCGCGGUCCAGCUCAUCCAUAUGCUCUCUAUCCGCAGAACAUUGUCACCACGGGAGACGAGACCCCUCAUCAGAUACCUGUCGGCUUUACGACAUCUGGCCAUGGAUACCAGAGGCAGCUUGGCCCUGAUGGAGAAGAAGCAGGCGCUCUGGUUGGACCUCUGGGACACACUGAAGAGUUACCUCCUUACACGAGAUACCCCGAUCAUGGUGUUGUCUCUAAAACUCCAGUAGCAGUUGCAACAGCAGCAGCAGCAGCGGAAGAUGGUAUGGCGGAGACUGGGACUCCAACAACUGAGGCGAUUGCCGGCGCCGGGGGCAUCGGAGUCGCGACGCGCAAUCCUGAGUUCUCUUCCACCGAGGAAGACCUUCAGCCUUCACAGUCCAGGCCCUCUACCCACAGUCGGCACGACAUUAACACUGCCGCACAGAGCUCAGCAGAGAAGGCCCCGGCGAACAAGUGGCAGCAAGUGGCAAAGCGGAAGCUCUGGGGCAUCGUGCCCUACUGGGCCAUUUGUAUGCUGUUCAUCGGCGUUCUUCUCAUUGGCAUCAUCUUGGGUGCCGUCAUAGGGAGUGUUCUGUCACGGCAUAAGCCUCAUCCAUCUGGCGGGAACUACCCGGGGCCUACCCCCACGCCGGCACCCGACGUGAUUCCUUUGCCCCUCGUCCCUAUAACUCUGCCUCGGCUGCCUGUCGGUAACUAUGCGAUGCCGCCACUCACUACCAACCAGUCGCCCAACGCGUGCCUCAGCGACCACACUCAGCUUGCUGCUUGGAGCUGCAGCUUGCCUUACAGCUACUAUCAAGUCAACGUCGACGUAUCUACGACGCAGAGGGACACGGCGUGCUAUAACCUCAGUCUCAAGGCCAUCAACCCUGUGGAUGCUGAGUUCCUCUGGGGAACGCAGCCUCCAAACGUGUAUAGCAAGGAAAUGAUACUUGUCAAUGACACCCAAGAACCUCGGCGUGGCCCGGCGUGGUGGCUGCAGGUCACCUACGACAAGGUGGUCGUCGUCGAAGAGGAUGACUUUCCUGCAAAGACCAAGCGCUGGAGCAAUCUAGGCCGCCCGACUGUCGCCGACAACGACGUGAUUCGGACCAAGAGCAGCGCAAGCGUCGGGGCCAAAGACGGCGACAAGCCCUGGAUAUGCACAUGGCCCGACACCACACUCGAGGUGUUCAUCUAUCCCAUUCAGAACAGCACCAGCUCACAAGCCUCCCCGACCGCGACAACAAGCUCCGCGCCCAAUCCGUACCCUACGGACGGCUUCCACCCAUAUCCGAAGUCGAUGAAGUUUAUCGAGCGCCGGGUCGUCGACGGCGCUCCCAAGGCGUACUGCCGCCAAGUCCAGAUCUACAACCAAGGACGCAGCAUGAAGAACUUGACCGACAGCUUUGGGAACCCCAUCAUUGUCGACAUUGACGUGGACUACGACCCGGAUUCGGAUCCGCAAAAGGCCUAUCCGGUGAAGCGGGACCGACGUUCGGUGCGCAGGAGCUGGAGCGACCAUUGGGUCUCGCGGCAGGCUGUUGACCUGACGCCCUGUGGCUGCGUGUGGUGGUCUCCUGCCCCCAGUAACCCGUAG
This is a messenger RNA of Trichoderma citrinoviride, 2133 nucleotides long. RefSeq lists its product as hypothetical. The transcript is spliced from 2 exons. The record is from RefSeq and is a predicted model, not a curated record. NCBI's taxonomy places the organism in Eukaryota, Fungi, Ascomycota, Sordariomycetes, Hypocreales, Hypocreaceae. The coding region runs from base 1 to 2133 and encodes 710 amino acids.